Messenger RNA from Phaeodactylum tricornutum CCAP 1055/1, 1740 nucleotides. It is a transcript of the gene UGDH1, whose product is annotated as UDP-glucose 6-dehydrogenase. Gene Ontology annotation, molecular function: NAD binding; UDP-glucose 6-dehydrogenase activity. Gene Ontology annotation, cellular component: cytosol; nucleus. Gene Ontology annotation, biological process: glycosaminoglycan biosynthetic process. The transcript is spliced from 2 exons. NCBI's taxonomy places the organism in Eukaryota, Bacillariophyta, Bacillariophyceae, Surirellales, Neidiaceae. The record is from RefSeq and is a predicted model, not a curated record. The coding region runs from base 169 to 1596 and encodes 475 amino acids.
CACGGAAUACAAACGGUACAACUCCCAUCUUCCGUCGUCCCCAUUGUCCUUUAUCGUUGCAUACUGUUUCACGUUCCAACGGAUCGUCACACAAAGAUAGCAUAGUUGCUGCCCAUUACCACUACAAAGUAUUAUAAUCCAAACUACAAUCAAACGACACUUGAAAGUAUGAGUGACGACUGGGAUCUCAAGAUCUGUUGCAUGGGCGCCGGCUACGUCGGAGGUCCCACCAUGGCCGUGAUUGCCAAACAAUGUCCCAAGAUCCGCGUCUGCGUCGUCGAUCUUUCGCAAAAGCAGAUUGAUGCCUGGAACACUGACGAGUUGCCCAUUUACGAGCCGGGUCUUUUGGAAGUCGUCCAAGUCUGUCGCGGCAAGAAUCUCUUCUUCUCGACGGACAUUGACGCCGAGAUUCAAAAGGCCGACGUCGUAUUCAUCUCCGUCAAUACCCCCACCAAAACGCAGGGAAUCGGAGCCGGACGGGCCGCCAACAUCAAGAACUGUGAACUCUGUGCGCGCAAGAUUGUGGAAGUAUCCACCACCAACAAAAUUGUCGUCGAGAAGAGUACCGUACCCGUGCGUACCGCACAGGCCAUUACGCGGGUCCUCAAAUCCAACGAAAAAGGACUCGAGUUCCCCGUACUCUCCAACCCAGAGUUCCUCGCCGAAGGAACGGCCAUGGCCGACCUCAUGAACCCCGAUCGCGUACUCAUUGGUGGACAGCAGAACGAAGCCGGUCUCAAGGCCGCACAAACACUCGUUAGUGUCUACGCAAACUGGGUCCCCCGCGAACAGAUUCUUACCACCAACUUGUGGAGUUCCGAACUUUCCAAGUUAGUGGCCAACGCAUUUCUGGCUCAGCGCGUUUCCUCCAUUAACUCCAUUUCGGCGCUCUGUGAAGCCACCGGAGCCGACGUUUUGGAAAUCUCACGAGCCGUCGGAAUGGACGCCCGCAUCGGCAAUCGCUUCCUACAACCCUCGGUUGGGUUUGGGGGAUCCUGUUUCCAGAAGGACAUUCUCAACCUAGUCUAUCUCUGCGAAACAUACGGUUUGGACGAGUGCGCCACCUACUGGAAUCAGGUCAUUCUCAUGAACGACUACCAGAAGAAACGCUUUUCCGAAAAGAUUGUGGCCAAAAUGUUCAACACCGUCACGGGCAAGAAAAUCGCCUUGAUGGGCUACGCCUUCAAGAAGGACACGGGCGACGUCCGCGAGACCCCGUCCAUGUUUGUCUUGCGUGACUUGAUUCAGGAACAAGCCAAGAUCUUUGUCUACGACCCCCAGGUCAGUCGCGAAGACAUGUGGUCCGAAAUGGACUACACUUGCGGUGUCAACCACCAAAACACGCCCGGCCUCGACGACGCCGUCGUCACCGCCACCGACCCCUACCAAGCCUGUGACGGCGCCCACGCCAUGGCCAUCCUCACGGAAUGGGACGAAUUCAAGACCCUCGACUUUGAUCGCAUCUACAAAAGUAUGGCCAAACCCGCUUUCUUGUUCGACGGACGCAACCUUUUGGAUCACGAAAAACUCCGCGAUAUGGGCUUUGAAGUCCACGCCAUUGGCAAACCCGAUCCCACCGCCUUUACCGAUCUCUAAAGGAGAAGUAACCGUAUAGUGGUUCCUUGCGUGGAGGCGUGGGUCAUCGGGUGAGAGCCACAACCCCCCGAUAUUUGAUGCCGCACUCUUGAUACAAAAGCACGAAAUCCGUAAACAGUAAACAAGCAAACAAAGGUUGUUUGU